This is a messenger RNA of Zalophus californianus (California sea lion), 1596 nucleotides long. RefSeq names its product parkin coregulated (gene PACRG). NCBI's taxonomy places the organism in Eukaryota, Metazoa, Chordata, Mammalia, Carnivora, Otariidae. Gene Ontology annotation, cellular component: neuron projection; cytosol; vesicle. Bases 308 to 1081 code for a protein of 257 amino acids. The transcript has 5 exons. Gene Ontology annotation, molecular function: Hsp70 protein binding; Hsp90 protein binding. The record is from RefSeq and is a predicted model, not a curated record.
CGUACGUCACGGGAGGACUGGGCCAUUCGGCCGCAGUGUUGACGCGUCGCUUAGCAACCAGGAGGCUUACCUUUGGAAGCUUGUUGCGGCUCUUGCCACGGUCCUUCCCUCUUCCCGCCCCUCCCCUCCCUCAACUCCCUUCACCUAGGAGCUGCCAAACAUCUGGAUCAACCUGGGCACUUCGAGGGGUUGAAUUUCUACCAGUAACGCGCCUUUUUACAUUUUUUCCCGAACUCCUUCUCACAUCCGUAAAACCCACUGAUUCUUGUACUACACGUUUUAUGAGAACAAGGCAUUUUCUAGGAAGAUGGUGGCAGAAAAAGAGACCCUGAGCUUAAACAAAUGCCCAGACAAGAUGCCGAAGAGGACCAAGCUGCUGGCACAACAGCCGCUCCCGGUGCAUCAGCCUCACUCCCUGGUUUCUGAGGGCUUCACAGUCAAAGCCAUGAUGAAAAACUCAGUCGUGAGAGGCCCUCCAGCUGCAGGAGCAUUUAAAGAAAGACCAACCAAGCCCACAGCAUUUCGGAAAUUUUAUGAACGAGGAGACUUCCCAAUUGCCCUUGAGCAUGACUCAAAAGGAAACAAAAUAGCAUGGAAGGUAGAAAUUGAGAAGCUGGAUUACCAUCAUUAUCUGCCCCUGUUUUUUGAUGGGCUCUGUGAAAUGACAUUUCCCUACGAGUUUUUUGCUCGGCAAGGAAUCCACGACAUGCUGGAACACGGGGGGAACAAGAUUCUUCCUGUCAUUCCACAGCUCAUUAUCCCGAUAAAAAAUGCCUUGAACCUUCGAAACCGACAGGUCAUCUGCGUCACUCUUAAAGUCCUCCAGCAUCUGGUUGUGUCCGCUGAGAUGGUGGGUGAAGCUUUGGUGCCCUAUUACCGGCAAAUCCUCCCCAUCCUGAACAUCUUUAAGAAUAUGAAUGUGAACUCGGGAGAUGGCAUCGACUACAGCCAGCAGAAGAGGGAGAACAUCGGCGACCUGAUCCAGGAGACGCUGCAAGCGCUCGAGCGCUACGGCGGGGAGGACGCGUUCAUCAACAUCAAGUACAUGGUCCCCACCUACGAAUCGUGCGUGCUCAACUAGCGGCGGGCGGCCGCGGCGGCCGCGGGCUCCCCUCCCGGGCCCGCGCUCCCGUCAUCCGUCUCUGCUACUUUCGGCAUCUCAUUCCUGGUGACUUCUACAGCUUUCUUUUCUACAGCUGCUAAAAUAGUGGCUUAUGGGCCAUUGGACCGUUAGCCCUAUUGAGAGCAAGGCUUUCCAAUACAUAAAUAGUGCCUGUUUCUUAGAUUACAAUAGCGUACUGUGCUUAUUUGUUCUCAGAGAAGAAUUGCUUCUUUAUACAGCUCGGACAGAAGCAGGAGUCCGAGUUAAACCUUCAGUUGUAUAGACAAUAAAACUAUAAUUUUCAUGUGCAAUUCAGCAAUUGCUAUUCUGUGUCUGCCUGCCCCGAGGGUGAUGUCAGAGGUUGUAAGGGAAGAGUUUAUGCUGACUGCUUAAUAGGUGUUUGUCAUGGAAGAGAAACCCUCGUUCUGCAGCACCUCUCCAGCAGCUGGGCAGAACUCUGUGCUUUGACAUUCAAUAAAACUGUUGAAUCUCUA